This is a messenger RNA of Cinclus cinclus, 1038 nucleotides long. RefSeq names its product platelet derived growth factor C (gene PDGFC). Gene Ontology annotation, cellular component: membrane. NCBI's taxonomy places the organism in Eukaryota, Metazoa, Chordata, Aves, Passeriformes, Cinclidae. Bases 1 to 1038 code for a protein of 345 amino acids. The record is from RefSeq and is a predicted model, not a curated record. Gene Ontology annotation, molecular function: platelet-derived growth factor receptor binding; growth factor activity. Gene Ontology annotation, biological process: positive regulation of cell population proliferation; platelet-derived growth factor receptor signaling pathway; positive regulation of cell migration. The transcript is spliced from 6 exons.
AUGCUCUUCCUCGGGCUGCUCCUGCUGACAUCUGCCCUGGCCGGCCGGAGGCAGGGGGCCGUCGCCGAGUCUGAUCUCAGCAGCAAGUUCGUCUUCUCCGGCGCCAAGGAGCAGAACGGUGUGCAGGACCCUCACCAUGAGAAGAUAAUUACUGUGACUACUAAUGGAACUAUUCACAGCCCCAAGUUUCCACACACAUACCCACGCAACACUGUGCUAGUGUGGAGAUUAGUAGCACUUGAUGAAAAUGUGUGGAUACAACUUACUUUUGAUGAAAGAUUUGGGCUUGAGGACCCAGAAGAUGACAUUUGCAAGUAUGACUUUGUAGAAGUUGAAGAGCCUAGUGAUGGCACUGUUUUAGGGCGCUGGUGUGGUUCCAGUACUGUGCCAAGCAGACAAAUCUCCAAAGGAAACCAGAUCAGAAUAAGAUUUGUGUCUGAUGAAUAUUUUCCUUCUGAACCUGGAUUCUGCAUCCAUUAUACACUUCUUAUGCCACACCACACAGAGGCACCCAGUCCAUCGCUUCUACCCCCAUCAGCCUUGCCCUUGGAUGUAUUAAACAAUGCAGUCGCUGGAUUUAGCACUGUGGAAGACCUUAUCCGCUAUCUUGAACCAGAUCGAUGGCAACUGGAUUUGGAAGAUUUGUACAGGCCAACGUGGCAACUUCUUGGGAAAGCAUACAUUCAUGGGAGGAAGUCAAGAGUGGUGGAUCUGAACCUCCUGAAGGAGGAGGCGCGGCUGUACAGUUGCACUCCGCGCAACUUCUCGGUGUCCCUGAGGGAGGAGCUGAAGAGAACAGACACCAUCUUUUGGCCUCUGUGUCUGCUGGUGAAACGUUGUGGUGGAAACUGUGCCUGUUGUCAGCAGAGCUGCAAUGAGUGCCAGUGUGUGCCAACAAAAGUCACCAAAAAAUACCAUGAGGUUCUUCAGCUGAAGCCAAGGAUUGGUGUCCGGGGAUUGCAUAAAUCAUUGACAGAUGUACCCUUGGAACACCACGAGGAGUGUGACUGUGUGUGCAAAGGGAAUACUGAAGGCUAA